CAUCUCAUCACAAACGUGUCCAUUUGUCAUCCUGCAACAUGAAGGGGCUUCUUGCCUUUGCUGUAAUUAUUGCAGCCGUUCAUUGCCAGAAGCUGUUUCUUGGAAAUCAAGUCUUAAGGAUCAAAGUUGAUGAUGAUGAACAUCUUAACAUUCUGAAAUCUUUGGAAAACCAGCAACAUUUGGAGCUAGAUUUUUGGGUCCCACCAUCAAAGACUGGACUCUCUGUGGAUGUUCGAGUUCCACCAGCCUCUCUGCAAGUUAUCAAGCAUUCUCUGGAGGCCAAUAACAUGCAAUACUCUGUUAUGAUAGAGGAUGUUCAGGCAAUCCUUGAUGAAGAGCAGGAGCAGAUGAAGGAAAAUAGAAGAUUGGAACGCAGUGCAAAAAGCUUUAACUUAGGCGCCUACCACACAUUAGACACGAUUUACAAUUGGAUGGACACCUUGAAAGCACAGUAUCCCAAUCUGGUGUCUAAAAUCCAGAUUGGUUGGACAUAUGAACAUAGGGAAAUGUAUGUUCUUAAGUUUAGCACAGGAGGACUGAACAGACCUGCUAUCUGGAUUGAUUCAGGCAUUCAUGCAAGAGAAUGGGUGUCAACAGCUACUGCAAUCUGGACAGCAAACAAGAUUGCCACUUUAUAUGGUAAUGAUGCAUCCUUGACAACUCUGCUGAACAGAAUGGACAUCUUCCUGCUGAUUACAGCAAACCCAGACGGUUAUGUAUUUACUCACACAAGUAACCGCAUGUGGCGCAAGACCCGUUCCAGAAACUCAGCCAGCAGCUGCAUUGGAGUAGAUCCAAACAGAAACUGGGAUGCUGGAUUUGCUGGUCCUGGUGCAAGUACAAAUCCAUGCUCUGAUUCCUACCAUGGCCCCUAUGCUCAUUCAGAAGUUGAAGUGAAGAACAUUGUGGAUUUUGUCAAAAGCCAUGGCAACAUAAAGUCUUUCAUCAGCAUUCACAGUUAUUCUCAACUCCUCUUAUAUCCUUAUGGAUACAAGUGCACCAACACCAAAGACUACAAAGAGCUGGAUAGUAUUGGUAAAUCUGCAGCAAGUGCUUUGCAGUCGCUCUAUGGAACUAAAUACCAAGUUGGCUCUAUCUGUGCUGCUAUAUACCAGGCAAGUGGAGGCAGUAUUGACUGGACAUAUGACAAUGGAAUCAAAUACUCAUUUGCAUUUGAACUGCGAGAUACAGGGCGGUAUGGCUUCCUUCUACCUGCCAAUCAGAUCAUUCCAACUGCUGAAGAGACCUGGCUGGGCCUUAAGAGCAUCAUGGAGUAUGUUUAUGAUCACCCUUAUUGAAAAUCUAUGGUAGUUCACCGUGACUGCAGAAUCCUAAUUGAUGUGGUUUUGCUAGAGUAACAUUUGGAAAGUGCAUUGGAAAAUAAACUUCAAACAAUCUCGUUCUA
This is a messenger RNA of Polypterus senegalus (gray bichir), 1405 nucleotides long. Its product is annotated as carboxypeptidase A2-like. The coding region runs from base 39 to 1298 and encodes 419 amino acids. Gene Ontology annotation, biological process: proteolysis. Gene Ontology annotation, molecular function: metallocarboxypeptidase activity; zinc ion binding. NCBI's taxonomy places the organism in Eukaryota, Metazoa, Chordata, Cladistia, Polypteriformes, Polypteridae. The transcript is spliced from 11 exons. The record is from RefSeq and is a predicted model, not a curated record.